AUGGAGAACCUGUCAAUACAAGACCUGGCGCCAGCAGGAGGCCCGAAUCAUGUGGCUCCGCCUCCAGGAGGACUUCCGCAACUCCCACCACAGGAUACGAUGGAGCGCAUCUUCGUCCAGGAAGUUUACGCUGAUAUUGUACGCGGCAUAUUCCUGGUUCGAGGCGAAAAUGUCCUGCUUCUUGGUGAAAUUGAUCUUGACAAGGACGAUUAUAUACCUGAGCCUUAUCGCAAAGUAUCUCCAGAGGAAGUGCACGCUCUGAGCGUUAAAGUGAACAAGGAAAAGAAACAGACCGACAAGGCAACACCCGGCAUACCUGGAUACGUUGUGCCUAGGAGGAAGAGGCUGAAGGCAUCUAAAGCCGACGAGGAUAUUCAUGAGGAGGUCGUGCAGAUGCAGAAUAUUGUGAAAUGCUUCCGCCGACGAGAGGAUGACGAACAGAGAGGCUUCUAUACUUGCGCCAUUGAAAGAGCAUUGUGA
This is a messenger RNA of Letharia lupina, 480 nucleotides long. RefSeq lists its product as uncharacterized. Lineage: Eukaryota; Fungi; Ascomycota; Lecanoromycetes; Lecanorales; Parmeliaceae. Gene Ontology annotation, biological process: deadenylation-dependent decapping of nuclear-transcribed mRNA. Gene Ontology annotation, cellular component: Lsm1-7-Pat1 complex; P-body. Bases 1 to 480 code for a protein of 159 amino acids. Gene Ontology annotation, molecular function: RNA cap binding. The record is from RefSeq and is a predicted model, not a curated record. The transcript is spliced from 4 exons.